ACAGGAUAGGCAUACUUCCAGUUGAGCGGAAAUCGGCAUUACCGGAGGGACCCACCCAAGACAUUACUGCCACGUGGCAAAUAUACUUUUCCCGCGGUUGUGAUCAUUUUUGGUUCACUAGAGGAGAGGUCACUAGGGUUUUAGUUUUGUCGACGCAGCAGGGAGCUGUGCUAUGCUGUUCUGUUCUGUUCUGGUUAGUUUCCAUUCCAUCUUCUUCAGAAGGCAUUUUCCUUGAGAAAUGCAAGGGAAAAUGCGUCCCUCACUGCACCUGGCUGGGAUUCUUAUAGUGUUGGCAGUACAACUUCCGGAGCUGGCGUUUUCUUCUUCGUCUUCUUCUUCUUCUUCUUCCUCUUCCUCUUCCUCUUCAGGCCCCCACAUUGCUGAGUUAAACGUCUUGUUGCCUCCUCGCAUGACUCACCCUGUCGAGUAUCGGCUUCAAGGAACCGGUGGCUGCUUUUCCUGGUCAUGGGAUCAUCAUGAUAUUCUUUCUGUUCAGCCUGAGUAUAAUGCUAGUAGUCGAUGUUCAACAAGUGCUCGAUUAAUAUCGAUUGCCCCCUAUAGUGGUCGAAAGGAGACUGCUGUUUAUGCUGCUGACCUCCACAGCGGGACUGUAAUUCGUUGUGAAGUUUUUAUCGACAAAAUCUCUAGGAUCCGAAUAUUUCAUCACUCCGUUAAACUUGACCUCCAUGGGCUUGCUACAGUUCGGGUCCGUGCCUUUGAUGAGGAAGAAAAUGUUUUUACAUCUUUGGUAGGCUUACAAUUCAUGUGGCAGUUUAUACCUAAACCUACUGAAGGUGAUCGAGUGGUUCAUCGUCUUCUUCAUGUUCCUUUGAAGGAUACUCCACUAAGUGACGGUGGUGACCUAAAUACCCAAAUAAAACUGGAAGAUAGUGGUGUAGGUUCAGACUUGUAUGUAGUAAAGGGAACUGAAAUUGGCCAUGAGAUUGUUUCUGUGCAUUUGCUUGAACAACAACUUGAGCAUGUUGCAGACAAGAUUGUUCUAACUGUUGCGGAAGUUAUUUCACUGGAUCCUCCAUCACCAAUUUUUGUUCUUGUUGGCGCAUCCAUCCAGUAUAGUAUCAGAGUUAUUCGUCAGAAUACUCCUCAAGUAAUUGUUUUGCCAUCUCCCUAUCACCGGUGGUCAGUGUCGAACUCCACUGUAGCUCGAGUUGACUCUAAUAUGGGAUUGGCUCAUGCACUAAAGUUAGGAGUUACCAGCGUCAUUGUCGAAGAUGUCAGACUUGAUGGCCACUCACAGAUAUCGUCCAUGCAUGUGGUCCUCCCGGAUGUGUUACUUCUGUACAUAUUACCUGUCACAAGUUCUUAUGAUCCUGUUGAAGGAACAAAACCUGUCCCAUCCACAAGUAUUUGGUACAUUGCUUCUGGCCAACAGUAUGUUGUUUACAUGAAGGUUUUCUCUCGUGGAUUUGAGGCACAAGAAAUUCAUAUCACAGAGAAUGCUGAUGUUAACUUGCAGUACAAUGAUUCUGUGCAUUGGAGUACAUUCCUGGUGCCAGAUGACAUAUCUGCUAAGCAUGGUUGGCGGGUUUCUAGAUUAAUCAAGGCAACUUCUCAGGGUCUAGGAAGUUUAGCUGCUUCUCUUACCUAUCAUUGUGGGGACAUGCAAAAAGCAGAGGUUCUCAAGGUUCUUCAAGAAAUUAUGGUUUGCAAUCGAGUCAAAAUUAGCAUGGGUGAAACAAACAACCAAUCUCAAACCAUUCACCUUCCUUGGGCCCCUGGUGUUUCUCAAGAAAUUGAGCUAACAGCUACAGGAGGUUGUGCAAAAACGUCGAAAGAUUAUAAAUGGUUUUCUUCUGACACGGCCACCGUGUCAGUAUCUGCUGCUGGGUUUGUCAGGGCAAAUGGGCCUGGGCGAGCUAUUAUUAAAGUUGCAACACUUUUUGAUUCUCUGAAUUACGAUGAGGUGGUUGUCGAAGUUUCCAUUCCCUCGUCUAUGGUUAUGCUACAAACUUUUCCUGUUGAGGCUGCUGUGGGGACGUAUCUUCAAGCUGCAGUUACUAUGAAAACCUCUAAUGGUAACCAUUUUUGUAGAUGUGAUUCCUUUAGUUCCUUUGUAAGGUGGCAAGUGCUUGUUGGAAGUGAUCACUUCAGAGUUGUCAGUACAACAAUGGAAGAGUGGGCCUUUGGAAUGAUGCCUCAGGUUGUGGGCUGUAAAUCACUUUAUGGUCCUCCAUGUGGAUGGGUAUCUCUAUAUGCUUCUGGUGCUGGUCGAGCUAUGCUGCAGGCAACUCUGUCCAAAGAUUUGCAAUCUUUUGAUCAUUCCUUGGAUGGACCAGUUAUUUUAAAAGCAUCUUCAAGUAUAGCCGCCUACUUCCCACUUGUUGUUCGUCAGGCAGGGAGUGGAAACCGAUUUGGUGGCUACUGGGUUGAUUUGACAAAAACAGAAACUGGUCUUCAGGGUUUGGUUUUGGAAGAUUUGGAUGAGCUGCGUCUUGUUCCUGGAACUAGCUUAGAUGUGUGGCUUCUAGGGGGUCCUGAACGCUGGGAUCAAGAGGUUGAGUUUAUUGAAACUGUUGAAACAUUCUCUGAAGAUCAUAAGCCUCUUGAAGAUGGGAUGGUUGUAAAGCAGACUUCGAGUGGUGAGAAGUUGUACAGAAUUUCAUGUCAAACAUUGGGACACUUCAAACUGGUCUUUUCACGUGGCAACUUAGUUGGGGAUGACCAUCCACUGCCAGCUGUUGCAGAUGCAGAAUUAUCCCUUAUAUGUGCAUUUCCUUCGUCCAUAACACUGAUUGCUAACGAGCCUGCAAGCAGGCCUGAUCUUAUAUGGUCUGCAACUCAAGCUGAUCGUGGACAAGGGAGAAUUCACAUCUCUCCAAUUACUGUGGCAAAUGGCUGCACUAUUCGAGUAGCUGCUGUUGGCAUUCACAAGUCUGGAAGGGCUUUUGCAAAGUCGUCAUCUCUUUCCUUGAGGUGGGAAUUGAGUGGUUGUGAGAAGCUGGCAUAUUGGAAAGAGAGUGACAGUUCGGAAAGCUCCGAGUCCUCUUGGGAGAGGUUUUUGGUUUUGCAAAAUGCAACAGGACUGUGCAUCGUUCGUGCUACGGUAGUGGGUUUUUCUGUUACCAAUUUUGGUCCUACUUUUGGGGAAGCUUAUUUACUCCAAGAAAGUUCAGAGGAAGUUCUCACAGAUGCUAUACGCUUACAGCUUGUUUCUUCCCUAAGGGUCAUUCCAGAGUUCAUUUUACUAUUUUUCGAUCCUGAAUCAAAGGUUAAUAUUUCUGUAACUGGGGGAACCUGUUACCUAGAUGCUGUUGUGAAUGAUACUCAAGUGGUAGAAGUGAUUCAAUUGCCACCAAGUACUCAAUGCUUGCGUCUGAUGCUGGGCGUUAGAGGGCUGGGAAUUUCUCUUGUCACAGUUCAUGAUAUAGGACUCUCGCCUCCUAGCGUGGCUUCUGCCUUGGUUCAAGUGGCAGAUGUGGACUGGAUUAAGAUUAUUUCGGAAGAAGCCAUAAGGCUUAUGGAAGGGAGUUCAGAAUCUAUUGACAUAUUAGCAGGGAACGAUGAUGGAAAUGCCUUUGACUCCUCACAGUAUGUGUACAUGAAUAUUCAUGUGCAUAUUGAUGAUGACGUGCUUGAGCUUGUCAACAAGGAUGGUCUCUCGAGUGUAGGUGGUGGAGAAAUCCAUAGCCAGAGGUUUUUAAUUCGAGCUGCUCAUCUCGGGGUUACAACUCUUUAUGUGGGUGCUAGGCAACGAUCUGGACGUGAAAUAUUUAGUCAGCUUAUUAAGGUUGAAGUGUAUUCACCACCGAGGAUACACCCUGAGUAUGUUUUCCUUGCACCUGGUGCUUCGUAUGUGCUUGCUGUGAAAGGAGGACCACAAAGUGGAGUGGUUGUUGAGUAUGCUAGUGUGGAUGAUGUCACUGCCACAAUCCACAAAUCAUCAGGAAGGCUUUCUGCAAUUUCUGUGGGAAAUACUACUAUAAGUGCCACGUUUUAUGGAGAGGGUAGAAUGGUAAUUUGUGAAGCAAAUGGAAGAGUGAAAGUGGGGAUCCCUUCUUCAAUGACUUUGAAUCUUCAGAGUGAACAGCUAGGUGUUGGACGCGAAAUGCCAAUAUUCCCUUGGUUCCCUGAGGGAAAUCUGUUUUCCUUCUACGAGCUCUGCUAUAAUUACAAGUGGACUAUAGAAGAUGAACAGGUGUUGAUCUUCCGAACGGCCACAUCUCAAUACAGCAAUGAUAAUCAUGAAAGCGCUUUUGCUAGCACAUUGGAGAAGAAAUUCCCUGGUUAUUCUGAUUCUGAAGAUCUUGGGUUUAUUAAUGUCUUAUAUGGAAGAUCUGCAGGCAGAACAAAUGUUGCUGUUUCUUUCUCUUGUGAUUUCAUUUACUCUGGGGCCGUUUCACAUUCAGUAUUAUAUAAUGCUUCUGCAUCAUUAUCGGUGAUAGCCUCUCCUCCCCUAGCUCUUGGAGUACCAAUAACUUGGGUCCUUCCGCCAUUUUAUACUUCAUCAAAGGUUUUGCCAGCAUCAUCAGAAUCCUAUGGUGAAUGGGAUUCUCAUGGUCGAAAACGAAGUAUCAUAUAUUCUCUAUUGCGAUCUUGUGGUGGAAAGAAUGAACUUCUAGAACAAGAUGCCAUUGCUAUUGAUGAUGGUAGAAUAAAGACAAAGGACAGCAAUAAUCUUGGUUGCAUUCUGGCAAAAGACCGAGUAACGGGUAAUACUGAAGUUGCAUGUUGUGUACGGGUUGCUGAGGUGGCUCAAGUAAGGGCAAGUACAAAGGAAUUUCCUUGCCAUGUGGCUGACGUUGCUGUUGGUGCUAAAUUGGAACUCUUUAUAAAUUACCAAGAUGCCUUAGGAAAUCCCUUCUAUCAAGCGUAUGGUGUGGUUCCGUUGGAAGUUGAAACUAAUUAUCCUGAUGUGGUGUCGAUUCAAACUUUGGAGGAAAAUAACACACACUACAUGAAUAAAAAAAUUCAUCUCCAGGCGAUGCGUCAUGGUAGAGCUCUUGUGCGAAUAUCAAUCAACAAAAGCCCAAUGAAGGCAGACUACAUCCUGAUAUCAGUUGGUGCGCAUUUACAGCCUCAGAAUCCUGUCCUUCACAUUGGGCAUUAUCUCAACUUCAGCGUAAUCGGAGACGGAACAAAUGGUCUAGCCUCGGGGCAGUGGUUAAGUGACAAUGGAAGUGUAAUAUGUAUAAAUGAGUUAUCUGGAGAAGCUCAUGCUGUUGGUGAAGGUUCAGCUCGAGUACUCUUUGAAGGUUCGAGUUUGAAACUGCAAACAACAGUUACAGUGCAAAGGGCAGGUCUUAUUUUGGUUGAUGCUCCAGCAGAGACCUUGACUAACGUUCCUUUCCCUGCAAAAGGGUAUAAUUUCAUUGUAAGGUUUAGGGAUUCUUAUGACCAUUUUGGAGCCACUGGUAACAAUAUGGGAGUCCCCUAUGAUUGUAGGGUUGACCCACCUUUUGUUGGUUAUGCAAAGCCAUGGAGAGAUCUAGAUACUGGCAGUUCAUAUUGUCUCUUUUUCCCGCAUUCUCCUGAGCAUUUGGUGCGUGUUAUGCCCAAGUUGAAAGCUGUGAGAAGUAAGAGUAGUAGCAAUGAGGGACUUGUAUAUGUUUCCAUCAUUGCCUCAUUGAGAGAAGCACCAGAGGUUACCGGAUCUGCACAUGCGCUUUUUGUUGGGGGCUUUUCAGUUUUGGAAAUGGGAAAGAUGAACCUGACACCGAACUCCAACAAGAGUUUCAUAACAAUUAUGGGAAACACAGGUGUGGAAAUCCACUGGAAAGCUAGAGAUUUAAUGUUGGUCAGCCCCCUAAGAAGUGAUGACUUUGGGAUUGGUGGGCGUGCAGAAUAUGAGGUCAAAGUUCUACGUGGCGAAAGGUUUGCGGACAAAAUUAUCAUCACACUUCCAGCCACCGGGCAGAGAGUCGAAAUUGAUGUUGGCUACAUGACUGAACAAGGAACCACAUCAGCAAUGACAAGUGGUGUUGUUUUGGCUGCUCUACUUGGGUGCGCUGUUGUUUUGGUAGUGACUGUCCUUGUCUUUAUACGGUUGCUGGACAGACCGGAGAGGUCCAGCCAAUCAGAGCCAACUGUGUCAGCUGUUGCAAGCCCUAUGACACCAGACCGCAGCCCAGGCAGUGUGAGUCAGCCGUCCCCACGGACUCCACAGCCUUUUGUCGAGUAUGUGAAGAAGACCAUCGAUGAAACUCCUUACUACAGACGAGGUAGGAGGAGGUUUGAUCCACAGCAUACUUAUUAGAUGUGUACAACCUGCCUUCUUUCUGCAUUUUUCCCUUUUUUACUGUAUCAAAUUGGAAAAGUUAGGAGACCUUGCAAGGAGGAAGAAGACAUGUGAGGGAAUUGUUGGCAGAAGAGUCCACCUAUGACCACA
Messenger RNA from Magnolia sinica, 6346 nucleotides. Its product is annotated as nuclear pore complex protein GP210. The record is from RefSeq and is a predicted model, not a curated record. The transcript is spliced from 36 exons. Lineage: Eukaryota; Viridiplantae; Streptophyta; Magnoliopsida; Magnoliales; Magnoliaceae. The coding region runs from base 239 to 6214 and encodes 1991 amino acids.